Molecule: messenger RNA, 963 nt
Organism: Parastagonospora nodorum SN15
Lineage: Eukaryota; Fungi; Ascomycota; Dothideomycetes; Pleosporales; Phaeosphaeriaceae
Exons: 3
Coding region: 1-894 (297 amino acids)
Biological process (GO): transport
Molecular function (GO): transmembrane transporter activity
Source: RefSeq, a predicted model, not a curated record
AUGUCUGCAGAUUUCUGGGCCGGCUACGUCUCCGGCGCCGCAGGCAUAAUAAUCGGCAAUCCCCUUGAUCUCGUCAAGACGCGAUUGCAAGCUGGAAAGACAGCCGCUGGUGUUGAUGCCCCCUCUGCCGCAGUACCGACUCCACAGGGGUUUAAGGGACAGUUUGAAAAUGCAGGGUCGCUCGUAAGAGCUCCCAUACUCGGCUAUGGCGCGCUUAACGCUCUUUUGUUCGUAACAUACAACCGUACGCUCGCACUCCUGUCCGACUCGCCAACAUCACCCACGUCGUUCUCGAAAGUCUUCAUCGCGGGCGCGACAGGAGGGUUCGCGUCGUUUGUAGUGUCUGCGCCUACAGAGCUCAUAAAAUGCCGUGCGCAAGUGUCGACGGAGAGGAACAUUACAUCGUGGUCAAUUGCAAAGGACAUUUGGAGAAGAGAUGGCAUUAGAGGGCUCUACUAUGGUGGUGGGAUAACUAGUGUGCGAGAUGCUGUGGGAUAUGGGUUCUACUUCUGGUCGUAUGAAUGGACGAAGCAGGCAUGGACAUCGCCCGACGACUCGAAUAGGGACGCAGCGAUUAAGGUUCUCCUUUGCGGAGGGCUAGCAGGCGUCGUUACAUGGGCUUCUAUUUUUCCUUUGGACGUGAUCAAGACGAGGGUGCAGACACAAAUACUGCACAGCGAACGUAGCCUGUCCGGUGAAGAACGCGCCUUGCUUCAUCCUGCCGUGCCUAAGAGACGUAUGAGCUCCUUAGAAAUUGCAAAGCAUGCAUACCAGACUGAAGGUUCCGGCGUCUUUUUCCGUGGGCUGGGCAUCUGUAGUGUGCGAGCAUUCGUCGUCAAUGCCGUCCAGUGGGCAAUGUAUGAGUGGAUGAUGCGUGUGCUGCAGAGGUCGUGAAUAGAAAGCCUGUCUCACCGGCGUUAGCACUCUGCCACACGCGAAAUAUCGAGACGAUCACAGGAAGAA